Zerene cesonia (dogface butterfly) is the source of this 778-nucleotide messenger RNA. RefSeq lists its product as uncharacterized. Bases 56 to 640 code for a protein of 194 amino acids. The record is from RefSeq and is a predicted model, not a curated record. Gene Ontology annotation, cellular component: transcription regulator complex; nucleus. The transcript has 2 exons. Gene Ontology annotation, biological process: regulation of transcription by RNA polymerase II. NCBI's taxonomy places the organism in Eukaryota, Metazoa, Arthropoda, Insecta, Lepidoptera, Pieridae.
AAUAAUAUUUCCUGUUUUGUAUUAUUUUCUUUUAUUACUAAAAUGAGUAUUGAAAAUGUCGUCUGAUAAAACUAUUAAUAAAUUAAUAAUUGCAGUCAAAAAUAGACCUUGCAUCUACGACCCCACCCACUGUCAUCAUAAAAAUAAAAAAGUGAUAAACAAAUGUUGGAACGAAAUUGCUGUUGAGCUUAAUGAAAAACAACAAAAAAUUUCAAAAUUAAAACGACGUUGGAAUGGACUGAUGAGUAGCUACGCAAAAUACAGAAAGGCAAAUAAUUUAACAAGAGAAUCUAUAAAUGACCAAUACAAAGGCUAUAAUAUUGGUCCCCAGCUGGAUUUUUUAGAGCCCCAUUUCCAGCUUUUAACUGACCAAGACAGCAACUCGAAUAGCAGUACGGAAAAUGAAAGUACACAUGAAUCAGUCAUCGAAUCUCAUGAAACACUGAUAACUCAAACAGAUGAUAUAACCUAUCUAUUUUUAAGUUAUGCUAAGACAUUUCGGAAGUUAUCACCAAAAGUGAAAAUUUCCCUAAAACUAGAAUUGGCGAAUUUGUUUUUAAAAGCGGAAUGGGAUCAAAUACAGGAUAGAGAUUAUAGUAUACCAUUGAAGAUGGAAACGCACUUCUCUGAUGAUGAUUGAUGAUGAAUCUUGAAAUAACUAGUUGAUGCAUAUUAAAUGUUAGAUAUUGGUUUGUGAAGCAUUUGAACAAGGGAUGAUGAAAUGUCAUUUCUUGAGAAUUGAAGGUGUUAUAAUGGAGUAUUAAAAAUAUCAUAAACA